Saprolegnia parasitica CBS 223.65 is the source of this 639-nucleotide messenger RNA. RefSeq lists its product as hypothetical. The record is from RefSeq and is a predicted model, not a curated record. Gene Ontology annotation, molecular function: tRNA binding. NCBI's taxonomy places the organism in Eukaryota, Oomycota, Saprolegniomycetes, Saprolegniales, Saprolegniaceae. The transcript is spliced from 2 exons. Bases 31 to 498 code for a protein of 155 amino acids.
GAGCUGUGGCCAUCGCUCCUCAUCAAUCCCAUGCUGCGGUCCAUGCUUCGCCCGCGCGGCCUCGUCCGCCUCUGCAGCACCAUCGCUGCGCCCAAGCCCGCGCGUCUGCCCGGCGUCGUCGUCGGCGAGGUGCUCCAGGUCACGGGCCACCCGCAAGCCGAGCGCCUGCACGUCUGCCAAGUCGCCGUGGGCCCAGAAGUGGACCCUGUCCAGAUCAUCUGCGGUGCGCCCAACGUACGCGAGGGCCUCAAGGUGCCGGUUGCGACGAUCGGGACACGCCUUACGCUCCGCGUGCCCAACCCCGAGGACGCGAACGCGCUCGUCGAUAAAGUGCUCAAGAUCAAAAAGUCCAAGCUCCGCGGCGAAGUCUCACAGGGCAUGAUCUGCUCCGAGGAAGAGCUGGGCCUCGCCGAGUCGAGCGACGGUAUCAUGGAGCUCGAUCUGGACGCAACCGUGGGCACAGCGAUCGCCGACUACUUGGCGGCGCGCAACCUGUAGUCGCUCAAUCAAGACGUAGAACGACGACAUGCGACUGCAUUACAUCCUUCUUGUACGACGCUGCAGGUAGGUACAACACCGUGGCACGGGAGCAGCUUACACCUUGCGAUCAAAUGUCUUGCCCGUAAUGGUCUUCUUCGU